Messenger RNA from Sinocyclocheilus grahami, 3062 nucleotides. It is a transcript of the gene st3gal2, whose product is annotated as ST3 beta-galactoside alpha-2,3-sialyltransferase 2. The transcript is spliced from 6 exons. Lineage: Eukaryota; Metazoa; Chordata; Actinopteri; Cypriniformes; Cyprinidae. The coding region runs from base 246 to 1451 and encodes 401 amino acids. The record is from RefSeq and is a predicted model, not a curated record. Gene Ontology annotation, cellular component: membrane. Gene Ontology annotation, molecular function: beta-galactoside (CMP) alpha-2,3-sialyltransferase activity. Gene Ontology annotation, biological process: sialylation.
GAUCCCAUAGUGUAGGGGGAAGAGAGCGAAAAUAAAGAGCGGUAAAAGUCUCCACGGCAGCGGUGACACAUUGAAAGAGAAGACUGUGACAGACUGGAGAUCAUCGGUGGCAGUUCACAGGCGCACAGUUUUGUGAGAUUCACACACUUUUGGGAUUAAAGCCUGUGUCGCUCAGUACACCGAGUAGUACUGAGUCCAGUUUGGUCACGGUGGCAGGGGCCGGUUCAUGGCAGUGGGGCGGACGCAUGCCGUCUGUGCCUCCACAGCGAGAGGGACGCUUCGGCUUGGGAUGGGGUUGGGGUUGGGCUGCAUGGGCGCGGGCUCAGAGGGCGGGCGAGCUGAGACCCUGUGUGCCCGCUGGAGUCGGACCUGCGGCGGCAGGGGAACGUGGGGGCAUGAGAUGCUCCCUUCGCUUCUGCGUGGUCUUGGGAUCCCUGGCCCUCCUGUUCCUCACGUCGCUCUUCUUCUCCUUCUCACUGAGAGGAGGAGUCGGCUUGCCUUACUUGGAACCCCCGGGAUGGGAAGAGUCACGUAGGGUUAAGCUAGUGCCCAGCUACGCCGGUUCCCACCGGGUCAUCCCGGCCGAGAGCUCCCAGCAGAAGACAUGUGCCUGCUCUCGGUGCGUGGGUGACCCAGGCGUUUCCGACUGGUUCGACGAGAACUAUGACCCGGAUAUCUCGCCUGUGUGGAUUCGGGACAACAUUCAGCUGCCUUCAGACGUGUACUACUGGUGGGUGAUGUUGCAGCCUCAAUUCAAACCCCACAACAUCCAGCAAGUUCUACAGAGGCUGUUCCAGGUCAUUCCAGGCCAUUCCCCGUACGGUUCGUGGGACCCUGCCCGCUGUCUGCGCUGUGCUGUGGUGGGGAAUUCAGGAAACCUCCGUGGGGCAGGUUACGGUCCGGUGAUUGAUGGCCACGACUUCAUCAUGAGGAUGAACCUGGCUCCCACUGUAGGGUACGAAGAGGAUGCCGGCAGCCGUACCACACACCACUUCAUGUACCCAGAGAGUGCCAAAAACCUGGCGGCCAACGUUAGCUUUGUGCUGGUGCCCUUCAAGACUCUCGACCUGUUGUGGAUCACCAGUGCCCUCUCCACUGGCCAGAUCCGCUUCACUUAUGCUCCAGUGAAGCAGUUUCUGCGUGUGGAUAAAGACAAGGUUCAGAUCUUCAACCCAGCUUUCUUUAAAUACAUCCAUGACCGCUGGACACGUCAUCAUGGCCGCUAUCCCUCCACUGGCAUGCUUGUGCUGUUCUUCGCUCUACACGUAUGUGAUGAGGUGAAUGUAUUUGGUUUUGGGGCGGACAGCAGGGGAAACUGGCACCACUAUUGGGAGCAGAACCGCUAUUCUGGAGAGUUUCGUAAAACAGGUGUCCAUGAUGCAGACUAUGAGGCCCAGAUCAUUGACAAGCUGGCCAAAGCUGACAAGAUCUCUGUCUUUCCUGGAAAGUGAAUCUGGGCACCAGGUGCAAAGAAAUGGACCGACUGAUGGACUACCAUAAACAAAACCACCUAUUAUCCACUUGACACACUUAGUGUGCCUGUUAAACGUGAUCAAGAAGUAAUUUUUCAUGAUCUUAUUACCAUUCUAUGCUGUCCCGAAUGGACAGGAUUCUGGGCAGCAACCCUCAUGAUGUGGUGGUUUUGAGAGGAGACACUAGUUCUAAAUAUACUAAUGUGCUUUUCCUUGCAAGCCUACCUAAACUAGGACAACUUGACUUGGAACUUGACUUUGCAAGGAACACUAAUAUCUCACCACUAAACAGCAUGUUAGGUAUAUGUGCUGGGAAUGGAUUUGGCUUAUAUUUAUGACUUUUGUUGAAUAGUGAUGAUGCGGGAACACUUAUCUCAUGCCGAGGCCAGGUAGAUGAGUGAGACCAACAAUCAUCAUAGUGUAUCAUAGUACUCUAGUAGUUCUCUGUUGAUUCGUUAAAGAGAUAGUUGACCCUAAAAAUGAUCAUUUACUCCACCUCAUGUCAUUCCAAUCCUGCAUGAUUUACUGUCUUCUACAUUCAGAUAUUUUGAAGAAUGUUUGAACUGUUUAUGUCAAUGAAGUCAAUGGGUCCAAAGUAGUUUUUGCUACAUUACCUUGACAGAAUACAGGUUUGGAAUGAAAUUAAGUUGAGUAAAUGACACAAUUUUAAUUUUUGGGUGAACUUUCCCUUUAACUGAAAGCUUGGAUAGUGGCUGGUUGUUUCACUAGUGUUAUAGCACUGCAGUUAUACUCCUCACGUCACCAGACGCAUGUGGCUGAGUGGACUUCCAAGUUCAUGCUGUUAAACCAAGCUUUAUUUUGUCUUAUGAGAUAUUUUAUGUUUCGUUGUUCGUGUUUGAAAUGAUCAUGCUAACAGUUUGUGAUCACUGUGUGCGCACAGCAGUCUGAACAACCUUGUUUUUUUGGUUCGUUCAUUUUUGCUAAUUACGUUUGAGUACUGAUCGUUCCUCUGGUCUGAGAAAGAUGGACCGAUACUCAACACCAGGAGCUAAAACCACCGACGCAGUCCAAUAUGAACACAUAUGAGCAAUAUAUUAAGUACAUGUGGAGUAUGUUUAGAAACCAACGCUACUAAAGGUGUGGUGCUAGUUCUAGAGAUGCACUGUGAACAGUGGUAGAGCUUCUUUGUUGAUCUUCAGCACACUACUAAAUUUAACGUAAUAGUGUUAUAUAAUGGAAAACGACAGACAAAAAGUAUUCGAUUGUGAGAUACCGAAUAUAAGCUUUCAUUUAUGAAGCCUGAUGUAUUGCGAUACAAUUUAUGACUAGCUGACAGACAGAUCUUGAAGUUCUGGUGGAAUUCAUUGAUAAGUGUUUUCUUGAAGUCAUGUAGACACUCCUUUGCAGCUGUUCAGUCAUUUACCAUCAACAAUAGGUGAUUUUUUUUAUAUUUAUUGUAAAAUUUGUAUAGUUUUCCUUGCAUAAUUUAUUACAUUAUAAAUGUUUUAGACCAUACGAAGGAUAAGCAGAAAGAUCCGCUUGAACGACAAGUGCUUUCUACGGAGCCCCUAAAAGGUGGGGUAAGCGAUUUCUGGUAGUCAAUGUUGACAUUUGAAAUCACCAAAACAA